AUGGACACUAUCAGAGGCCUUAGGGGCCCAAAGAAUAAUUUUGAGGAAAGGAGGGGUAAACGAGGGUUUGACAGGCAAAGAGAAUCUGAUGAAACAGGAGUUAAACCCAUCGACAAACGUGAGGGAGUUGGUGCUCAUAAUUGGGGAUAUCAUAAGGAUGAUAUAGAAGAAGCUGAUAUACCUAAUAACGACAUCAAUCAAAGUUGGGGAGAUGAUUCAAAGGUGGAAGCUGUCGAUGAAAAAAAAGAAGUUGAUGUUGAACCUACUCCAAUCGAAGAAGAACCCAAAGAAUUGACAUUGGACGAAUGGAAGGCUCAGCGUGCUGGUCGUGUCAAGCCCCAAUAUAAUAUUCGAAAAGCAGUCGAAGGCGAGGAUCCAAGCCUCUGAAAGAAAGAGAAAGAAGAAGAAUCUCAAGAAUAAGAAUAUGAUAUACCCGAAUAUCCCCAACGUGUUGGUGGACAGAAAUACAUUCUGGACAUCGAUAUUCAGUUUAAAGAUAGUAGGCGUCUUGGUGUUGGGUGUGGGAGAGACCAAAGAUCUGGUCCAAAAGGAACUCGUGGGGGUCGUGGGGGUGGCAGAGAUGGUGGUAGAGAUGGAAGGGGUUUCAAAGAUGGAACCAGAGAUGAUGUUAGAGAAGGUGGACGGGAUGGUGGUAGAGAUUCGGCAAGGGAUCUAGGCAGAGAAAGUUCUGGACAGGCUGAAGAUCGAAACGAUGAUCGUCAAGCUCCGAAGGUUGAUGAUGAACGUGACUUUCCUUCUCUUGGAUAAAUUUAUGGCAGUGUUGUCUGCCAUACUUUCAGUUGAGUUGUGGU
Messenger RNA from Leptinotarsa decemlineata (Colorado potato beetle), 812 nucleotides. RefSeq names its product plasminogen activator inhibitor 1 RNA-binding protein-like. NCBI's taxonomy places the organism in Eukaryota, Metazoa, Arthropoda, Insecta, Coleoptera, Chrysomelidae. The record is from RefSeq and is a predicted model, not a curated record.